Alosa sapidissima (American shad) is the source of this 5953-nucleotide messenger RNA. RefSeq names its product Rho guanine nucleotide exchange factor (GEF) 10-like b (gene arhgef10lb). Gene Ontology annotation, cellular component: cytosol. The coding region runs from base 354 to 4508 and encodes 1384 amino acids. NCBI's taxonomy places the organism in Eukaryota, Metazoa, Chordata, Actinopteri, Clupeiformes, Clupeidae. Gene Ontology annotation, biological process: actin cytoskeleton organization; SREBP signaling pathway; positive regulation of stress fiber assembly. The transcript is spliced from 31 exons. The record is from RefSeq and is a predicted model, not a curated record. Gene Ontology annotation, molecular function: protein binding; guanyl-nucleotide exchange factor activity.
AAAACAUAGAGAGGGGGAGAAAGAAAGAGAGAGGAGAGUUUCCUCUCGCUGGCAGUGACAGAAACAGACCUGAGUGUCGCCAGCCCUGUGGACCUGCGUUUCUGGAAGAAAAUAAACAGCAGCAGCCGUGCAGAACAGGAUUUUUAAGCCCUGAGAAAGUGUGUGUGUGUGUGUGUGUGAGAAGAAGAGGGGUUGGGUCAGCUGGACCCAAGGCUGAGAGAGGGGGCUGCACUGCGUAAAGAUGGGUGCAGCUCCAGGGAGGACACGCGUCUGACAGCUUUUCGGACUUCCUGGGAGAACCUCUGGAUUAAAGACUGUUGCCGAGAUUGAGGCUGAGGUGACAGAUUGGACAGAUGGCUUCCCUUCAAUCCACCCCAAUCUCAGACACCAUGCCUACUAGAGUACCCCCAAUGCACCAGCAUCAACUCGAAGACGAAGAAGGGGAGAAGGAAGAGUUUGGAGAGAAAUUUGAGUUCGAUGACUCUGACGAAGACAGUGGCCAGGGCAAGACACCUGAUACGGACGGAGGAUUCUACUCUUCCACUGGCAACACUGGAGCCUUCAAGCAGGCGGUGGUCCUUACCACAUUUCAGAGCCCGGUGCUACCACCUGCCAUGGCCAAGAGUCCGCAUGUUAGUGACGGAGUGACCUCUACAGGCCAGGAGGACCAGAGAAGCAGCCCAGAUAUGGUGGCCAGAGAGUCUCCUGAUGGCAGCUCAAUAGAGCCCAGGGUAUCUGAAGACUCAGAGGCGACCUGGAAAGCAAACAGCAUCUAUGAGGCUACAGUAGAGCCCAAGGUAUAUGAUGACUCAGAAGCGACACGGAAGGCCAACAGCAUCUACGAAGGUUCAAAUCCUGAGUGUUACUACACGCCUAUCAUAAAAAAGUCGGCCCGCACCCAAGCUAUGACAGUCCAGACACCUGCUCGCUCCCGGGAAUGGUUCAGUGUGGUGUCAGAACUCACACUGCGACUGCACAAAGGUCGACCUUCCGUGCCUUCUGCCCCCGAGCCAGCCCAGCAGGAAGCACCCCCAGCUCGUACAGAGGUCAUUUACGAUGAUGUACCGUGUGAGAGCACACUAUCUCUCGACGCAGUGGACGACCAGGUAUACGAGGACGUGCAGAGGCCAGACGAGCUGCAGGGGACAGACAAUGGCUGGAGCUCCAGCGAAUUUGAGAGCUACGAUGAGCAAUCAGAUGAAGAGACCAAACCACCGGCUCGUAGCAAGAUCUCUCCGGAUGUGAGCCGACUGAGGGAGCGGUGUGUCAGGACAAAGCGGGAUUUCGCCAUGCGCUUAGCCGGGCGGGACUUCCCCCAAAUCAAACAGUGCUAUGACAUCAAGGUCCAACAGCUCAUGAAGGCUGCCAGGGACGGGACCAAAGAUGGACUGGAGAAGACCAAAAUAGCCAUGAUGCGUAAAGUCUCCUUCCUGAACAAGAAAGAGCUCACUGAGGACACAGAGGAUGAGUCUGGCUAUCUGGACGUGACUUUAUCUGAGGUGAAACACCCGCCCCCACAGCUGAGUCCGAUGCCAGAAGGCCUAAGCAGCCAGCAGAUUGUAAGACGUCACAUUCUUGGUUCCAUAAUUGACAGUGAGAGACGCUACCUCGAAUCCCUCAAGAGAAUACUACAGGAAUACCAGAAGCCCUUACUGGAAGCCGAGCCAAAGAUCCUGAAUUCUAAGAAGAUCCAGCCCAUCUUCUACCGGCUCAAAGAGAUCGCGCAGUGCCACUCCAUGUUCCAGAUCGCACUGGCCUCUCGUGUGUCCGAGUGGGAUGCCAUCGAGAUGAUAGGUGACCUGUUUGUGGCCUCAUUUUCCAAGUCCAUGGUGCUGGACGUGUACAGCGAAUAUGUCAACAACUUCACCAAUGCCAUGGCUCUCAUCAAGAAGGCGUGUAUGUCCAAACCGGCUUUUCUGGAGUUCCUCAAGAGGAAGCAGGCGUCCAGUGCUGACAGGAUCACUCUGUACGGUCUGAUGGUCAAGCCCAUCCAGCGUUUCCCGCAGUUCAUCCUCCUGCUGCAGGACAUGUUGAAGAAUACUCCAGUGGGACACCAGGACCGUCUGCCUCUCCAGCUGGCUCUGACGGAGCUGGAGACGCUGGCCGAGAAACUCAACGAGCAGAAACGUGUGGCCGAUCAGGUCGCCGAGAUCCAGCAGCUUGCCCGCAGCAUCAACGACCGCAACCUCAGCAAGCAGCUGAACGCUGACCAACGUCAUCUUAUCCUGCACGAGACGCUCAUCGAGACUGUGUACGGCGAGAAGGGCCAAGUGCUCAAAUCGAAGGAGCGCAAGGUCUUCCUCCUCAACGACUCCCUUGUGUGCGCAAACAUUAACCUCAAUUACACUGAGAGCGGCAUUGAUACCUUCAUUCAGGAAAGAUUUUGGGGUCCUCCAGAUAUCAGCAGCCUUGUUCCUAUCGGGCCGAAGUACGCGGUGAAGUGGAGUGCCCCCUUGCUUCAAGUGCAGGCGGUGGAGGUGGGGCAGGAGGGCUCACCAAGCAAAGAGAACCUCUUCCAGCCCAGCAACAACAAACGCCUCAGCACUAGCACUCCAGGGAAGGUGUUUCUGGGACCUCCCCGGCUUUACCAGGACCUGCAGGAGCUUCAGCAUGACCUGUCCGUGGUGGAGGAGGUCACUCUGCUCGUGGGCACUUUACAAGGAGAAUAUCAGAACCUGAACACCACAGUGGGGCAAGACUGGUGCCUGGCCUUGCAGCGACUCAUUCGCAUCAAGGAGGACGAGAUCCAGUGUGCCAACAAGUGCCGCCUGCGACUGAUGGUGCCUGGCAAACCAGACAAGUCUGGACGUCCAGUGAGUUUCAUGGUGGUCUUCAACACUCCCAAUCCUCUCAGCAAAAUCUCUUGGGUCAACCGGCUGCACCUGGCUAAGAUUGCACAAAGGGAAGAAAAUAUGCCUGGAUGGGUGUUUGCAGAUGACGAUGACAAAACUAAGCCUCCGUUCUGGUGCCCACUUCUGGCCUGUCGAAUGCCAGCCUUCAACAUCAAGUCCCAAGAAUGGAAGCUGGAGACUGCUCUACACAACCCAGUCCAGUGUGCUCUCCUCGGCUUCUCCGCCGCCAGUACGUCGCUGCCCCAGGGCUACCUGUGGGUGGGCAGCUGGGGGGAUGACUCCCACGGCCAAGUGGAGAUCUUCUCCCUGAACAGAGCUACGCCGCGCUCGGUCAAGUCCUUCCCUGUGGGGGCGCCGGCGCUGUGCCUGGAGUGUGUGACCGAGCCAGAGCGCGGGGCCUUUGAGGAGGACGGAGAGGAGGAGUUGGAGUGCCCGGCUAAAAUAGGCAACACCAUCUGUGUGGGGCUAAGGGAUGGGAGCAUUCUAGUGUAUGGUAGUGUGGACACCACCACUCAGUGCCUACAGACCUUCCGGAACCCUGAGGCCAUUCCAGUUCUGUGUCUGAAAAAUUCGGCCAACUUCCUGUUCGCAGGGCUACUGAAUGGCACUGUGUUGGUGUACAGCCGGAAGAGUGAAGACGGCCUGUGGGAGUGGGACACCGCCAGGCAGGUGACAGUGGGCUCAACCGCCGUCAAGACUCUGCUGGGGGUGGAGGCCUCCGUCUGGGCCUGCUGCGCCAACCGUGUCACGGUCAUCCAGAACUCCACUCUUCACAAGCAAUCAUUUGAGGCUCACCCAGAGCCGGCGGUGAGCGUGACCCACAUGGUGCGCGCCGGGGGCGGCGUGUGGAUGGCCUUCUCCCAGGGCUCGUCUCUGCGCCUGUUCCACACCGAGACGCUGGAGCACCUCCAGGAGAUCAACGUUUCCACUCGCCCUGCCUACCUGGGCCCAGUGGGUCAGAAGGCCAUCUGUGUCACCAGCUUACUCAUCUGCCAGGGGUUGCUGUGGGUCGGCACUGCCCAGGGCAUCAUCGUCACGUUCCCUGUUCCAAAAUUGGAGGGGAUUCCCAAAAUAACUGGUAAGGCUAUGACCUCACUGAAUGCUCACAAUGGUCCUGUGGACUUCCUCGUGGCCACUUCGAGCACGUUGUCCCCGGACUUGCUGAAACGGGACUCCGUUCCCGACGGUGUGGACUCGACCGCCACCGAUGGCGCAACGUCGCCGGCAGCGGCAGAGGGGAAGAAGAGGAGCACCUCGCAGGAGUCCCUCCAGACGGCCAACGACAACUCCCCGCAGCCCGAGAGGCGCCCCAAGGGCGUGCUGCUGCAGUACCGGCUGCGCUCCACCUCCCAGCUCCCGGGCAAGCUCCUCUCGGCCGAGCCCGAGGGCCGCGGAGCCGAUUCGCCCGCCCCAGAGUGGCCCGAGCACGGCCCGGAGGAUGGCUCCAUCUACGAGCUGAGCGACGACCCGGAGAUCUGGGUGCGUGGGCGCCCCACGCUCAAGGAGGGGCUGCGGAGGGAGCGGGUCAUGUCGGCCGCCGUAGUCUCCGGGGGCAGGGGCUUCCGUCGGCUCGGCUCGGUGGACUGCGGCUCCUCGGGGGGGUCGACAUCACAUGAGAGCACGCUCAUGGUCUGGCAGCUCCCGCUCACUGUCUGAGCCAGUGACUCUCCCACUGAACAUCUGGCUGACAGGACAGUUAGCCCUGGAGCCAAGCGGAGACAUAUCCUGUCCAUGAUAUGUCAGGAAAAUAGGACUGCCUUCUCAACGCUGUACUGACUGUCUCUGAGGAAUCACCCUGUAUAUAAUAUCCUAUAUUCCAUCCUCAGGUUCAGUGGUACUAUGUGUGGAGGAUCUGUGGAAGAAAUGAUGUGUCAUAAAGAUAAGGCUAAAGGGAUCAUGAGGUGCAAUUUUAAAGUAGUUCAGUUCAUGCUCAUUUUGUCUCUGUCCAGAAUGUCAUGGUGAAAUCUGAGUGCUGAAGGUGGUCUAGUGUGGACAUGGGAGGUUUCAGUACUAACACUGCUCUGUUAGACUGUGUGUCACACCACUUGGUCAGUUACUGUUGGCAGUGAAUAUGAUGCUGGCCAGGUACUUGGACAUUAUCCUUAGGGUAAGUGGGAAGGGUUCACCUGCAUCAAUAAUGUGCAAAAAGAUUCUCCAAAUGCCAUAGCCCAUCAUAACAGAGUUGAUUAUAAAUAGGUGACUUGUCUAAGCUGUUGAAUAUCUAUUGAUCCAUUGGUCUGAAUCUCUGUGGUUACAUGUCCUGUGAAGUCCUGUCUCCUUUUUUGACUUUAACCUGUUGGACUUUGAAUAAGACAGUGAAUUGUUUAUUUGCCAGAUGAAUGCAACAAAAUACAUGGUUUUGUUCCGAGUGGAUUUCUGUCCUAAUUUCGCCCCUAGAAUAUGUCUUGAAUAAGUAAGGCUUAUGUCCCAUUUUCCUGCUUUCGAUGUUCUGCUUGUUUUAUUUUUCCAAUGUGGCUGCCUCUUUCUUUGUUACAAAAGCCUGAGUUUGUAAAGAUGUUUUGUAGCUUGACCAAUCUGUGGUGAUCUGACCUUUCCAACUAGACUGCAGUUGCCCCACAAUAAUACAUACCCUGGAGUGAGAGCUAAAACUAAUUGGCCCUGUUUCUUGCAGUAAAAAAAAAAGUUCUUGAAAGUUUGUAAAUGUUCUAGGAAUGGACCUAAUAUGUAUGCAUUAAAAGUUACCCAAUGGGGAGUUAUCUUUGCUGACUCUAGAGGGUCUUACCCCUCAAGUAAAAAUUGGCUGCUCUGAAUUGGAGGAUGAAUACAGAAUGUAUUAAGAAAAAGGGAUGUUUGAGAAAGAUCUGUUAUUCCUCUUAAUGUCAGAUUGGGUAACUGAUGACUGACUGUAAUGGAGUAGGGUCUUUGUAUCUCAUACUGUUUAGGAGUGUUAUUCCCAUCUGAGCAUGUCAGUAAGACUAUAGUAUGACUAUAAGAGUCCUGUUGUAAGGGACUCAAUACCCAGUCGAUAAUGUGAAGGAGAGUAUAGUGUCAAAGAGGGAAAUGCUUAGGUACUUGUUUGUGUUGGGUACUUAUUUUACACUUUGUCACUUUCCAUAAUAAAUAAAGCAAUUUUAUCAGAA